Messenger RNA from Bolinopsis microptera, 2308 nucleotides. RefSeq lists its product as uncharacterized. The coding region runs from base 42 to 1889 and encodes 615 amino acids. Gene Ontology annotation, molecular function: oxidoreductase activity; copper ion binding. The transcript has a single exon. NCBI's taxonomy places the organism in Eukaryota, Metazoa, Ctenophora, Tentaculata, Lobata, Bolinopsidae. The record is from RefSeq and is a predicted model, not a curated record.
GUUGUUUGCUCAGUUAGCUUAGUUUGCUUAAUCGAUCGACCAUGAUGAAGUUGAAUUUGACACGGAAGCAAAUAAUUGGACUAUUGAUAGUUGGGCUAUUAGUAAUUAUUUGUGCUGUGGUAGUUGGCAUGGCGAAAUUUGAGAAGACAUCAGACCCGCCUCGAUAUCACUUCAAGAUUCAACGAAAUGUACAGAUUGUCGGCGGGAAGACUUUGAUCGUUAACACAGUAAACGGUAACAUAAAGGGACCCGCGAUUAACGUGAGAAGAGGAGAAAGACUGUCCGUUCUACUUACAAACGAGCUACCGGACCACGGAGUAAGUCUUCACUGGCACGGGUUUGAGAUGAGAGGGGUCCAGCACUACGACGGGGUGGUGGGGCUCACCCAGUGUGCUGUGGCACCUGGGGAGAGCUUUCUUUAUGAGUUUGUAGUGGAUGAAGAACCAGGGACGUAUUGGUGGCAUGGACACUCCAAUAUGGUGCCUGUUGGGCAUGAUUUCAUACGAGGUCCUCUUAUUGUUCAACCGGCAAGUUGGAGCAGUGCCAAAGAUGAUUCAACUUCUGGGUCUUAUGUUCGUGGGAAUGAAAUAUCACUUUUUUACAAGGAUUUAUUUCCGAACUUUCCUGGUUACGACCAUCCUUUAACCAUGGGAGGUCUUGUUCGCAGCCCUCUCCCUGAUUUUGAGGGUUACCACAGCGGUGCUAUCGGGUGGACAUCUGGUAUCUUGAAUGGAGAAGCAGAGCCAAUAAUAGAUGUUCAAAACGGGGAGAUUUUGUUUAGGGUUAUUAAUGGAGGAGGAAUCUUUUCCUAUUUCUUUAGUGUUGAUGGAUACAAACUCACGGUCGUAGGAACUGAUGGAGGAUCAGUUGAACCAUACGAAACAGAUGUGAUCCUGAUCAGCGCUGGAGAAAGGUACGAUGUCCGGAUCAACUUCAACUUAACUCAGCCCCAUCAGAAUGUUUGGAUUCGAGCAAUGACUCCUUCUGCAGAGCAGAAGAGAGGGAUUAUGGGUGUCCUCAGGAUCCGUGCGAACGAAAGUAUCUCAUACCAAGAAGACUCGCCAGAGACGGAACUAGUGGACAUGACCAAGGCCAAGAUUCUGAACUGUGACAUGUUCGAGAUGCCACAGUAUGACUGUAACUCCGUGACAAAUCUGAUCUCCACGAUCAAAAGAGUUCGACUACCGGAAUCAGAGACCCACAUUGCAGAUUUCUUGUUCCAGUUUGUGCCCCAAUACGGUCACCUGUGGUCAAUAGACCACGGAAUUUGGAAACAAAGUGUUUUACCUCAUAAAGCCAUGAUUGCGGACAGUUUCAACCCAGUGGAGGAUCUUCACCCCAACACUGAUGUCCUGACUCUGCCUCUAAACAAAUCAGUAACUAUAAUCAUACGUUCUGUCACAGCAUUUCCUCACCCAAUACACCUUCACGGUCACAAGUUUGAAGUACUGGAGGUGGCUACCAGGCUUAGAAAAGACUGCCCUGACGGUAGAUGUGACCUGCCCAAUAUAGACAGAGUGUUCACCACAAACAUAGAGGCUCUCAGUACACGACCAAGACAAGGAGUUCUGAAAGACACUGUGAUAGUCCCAGUUGGUGGAGCGAUCGCCAUCAGGUUCAACACGGACAACCCCGGUGUGUGGUUCCUGCACUGCCACCUGGACCAGCACAUGGAGGACGGACAGGGCUUCAUUGUACACGAGGGAGGAUACACCCAGUCUACAUUCCCUCCUGACUAUCCUUCCUGCGACUACGAGGGCAAACUGCAACAUCACGAGACUGCUGAUUGUAACUGUUACGAGGACACUAGUUUGGAUGAGAGGUGGAGGAUGAAGAGCACAAUGAAGUGCAGUAAACCCCAUCUGUGCAGACAUGUGCUGGGUACGUGAUUUACACAUGUAGACUGUAGAGUGUAGACUGUAGAGUGUAAAGUGUAGACUGUAGAGUGUAGACACUUUAAAUGAAGUGUUUCGAUUUGUUUCGACCAAUAAUGGUACUGUUAGAUACAGUUUUGAAAAUAAUUUUAAACACACUUUCAAUCGAAUGAUGAAGACAUAUAAAUUUAGUAAAAUUAGUAAAAUUAUUUUCUGCUCGAAGAAAAUUAUGUUGAUUAGUCAAGAUUUAUGGCAGAAACCCACUUUUUUGGAUGAUUUGCCAGCUUAAAUAUACAAAUUAUUCAAGCAGCAAGAUUUAAUAAUAUACGUAUUAUGCGGACCCUCUUAGAAAGUUUAUUGAGUAAAUUUCGAUUGUUUGUUUAUUUUCAUAUUUUGUAUUCAUGUUCCGACCCUCAUACAUGUUUCACGAUUCA